AUGCUCGGAUUCGGCCCGAAUCAAUUUCCCGUCAAUGGAAAGACUAUCCUUAUAACAGGCGCAUCGGAAGGUCUUGGGCUAUCGGUUGCCGUCCAACUUGCACAGAAAGGCGCCAAUGUUGUCAUCGUUUCUAGAUCUCUCCAGAAACUCGAAGUAGCUAUUGCCGCUAUCAAGGCUGCCGCAGCUAGCCCGUCGAAACAACGCUUCCACUACAUAAUUGCGGAUCUGACGAACGCCGAUGCAGCAGAUCGCAUAUUGGACGAUACGACAACGUGGAAUAAUGGGGUAGCCCCUGAUGUUGUCUGGUGCUGCGCAGGAUACUGUCACCCGGGGCUUUUCAUUGAUGUGCCUAUCCAGACUUUGAGAGAUCAAAUGGAUACUGUGUACUGGACCAGCGCGUACACUGCGCAUGCCACACUGAAAAGAUGGCUGGCACCUGUGUCGCGAGAUAUCAAAACAAAAGACCAGCAGUCUCCGAGACAUCUAAUUUUCACUUCGUCCGCUGCCGCAUUUUUUACCGUCUCGGGAUACAGUCCCUACUCGCCCGCAAAAGCCGCCAUGCGAAAUCUAUCGGAUGUUCUCGUCCAGGAGAUUGAAAUCUACAAUGGCGCACGUCGCAAGAAGGAUGCUAAUGCGCCUGCAACCGACGUCAAGAUCCACAUAGUAUUCCCAAUGGGUAUGACGAGCCCCGGUUUCGAGAAUGAGCAGAAGCUCAAGCCCGAGAUUACUCAUAUUAUGGAGGAAGCCGACAAGCCACAGCUCCCCGAGGAGGUAGCCACUAUUGCCAUCAAGGGGCUUGAGAGAGGCGAUUUCCAGGUUAUAACUAAUGCAGUUGGUCAAAUAAUGCGGACAACGGCGCUCGGCUCUAGUCCCCGGAAUAAUAUCCUUUUCGACACCGCGUCUAGUUGGUUGAGCGGCAUUGUUGCCCUGUUCAUCAUCCCGGACUUGGCCAAAAAGGCAUUUAAUUAUGGGAAACAGAAGGGAAUUGCGUUUGUAAAAGCAUGA
Molecule: messenger RNA, 1005 nt
Organism: Talaromyces atroroseus
Lineage: Eukaryota; Fungi; Ascomycota; Eurotiomycetes; Eurotiales; Trichocomaceae
Product: 3-ketodihydrosphingosine reductase tsc10
Exons: 3
Coding region: 1-1005 (334 amino acids)
Biological process (GO): sphingolipid biosynthetic process
Cellular component (GO): endoplasmic reticulum membrane
Molecular function (GO): 3-dehydrosphinganine reductase activity
Source: RefSeq, a predicted model, not a curated record